UUUGCGCUUAAACAAAAUGGCAGCCACCACGAUGGAAUUCGUCGAAUUUGUUUACGAGAACUUAAAAAUUGAACUAAAAGUUGAUUCUUCAAUUAAACGUCGUUUAGAAAAUGAUCAUGAUUUCAUUCCUCGGUUUUUUGAAGAACUGAUAUAUGAGAGGGGAAUGAGAGAACAGAUUGGUUUACCAGAAGAUGUUGAUAUUAAUUCAAUAAGACUGGCCAGCAAAUCACACGAGGAGGGAGAAUCAGGAGACUUCUCUUGGACUGAUUCCUCCACGCGGUUGUUGAUAACAACACGAUUAAAUAUGGACGAUGAAUUCAGAAAACCCAUAAGAAAAACAAAAUUAUGGGAUUCAAUAUCAAAAAAGAUGGAAAAUCAUGGUUACACUAUUUCUCCCAGUGACUGUGAUAAGAAAUGGAGAAAUCUGAAGACGACAUAUAAAAGAAAUAGAGAUAAGGCAAAACAACACACUGGGGAAUCUGCCAUUACCUGGCCAUACUUCAAGUUACUGGACCAGGAACUUGGAUCUAGAGUGGACAUCAAUCCUCCAGAAGAAAGUAUCAUUUCUUCUGAACCAUGCGUGGAGCAGAUCCCAUCUCCCAGUGAACUUUCAAGCAGUUCGUCAGGAUUGCCUGCCCACUCUGAAUGUGAUGUGGCAGCAGUACAUCCCCCUUCAAUAAAUUCUUUUCGGAAUCACACAAAUUUAAAAAGAAAAAGAAAAGAAAAUCCACCAGAGUGGUUUCAAGCUUGGGCCAGUAAGCAAGAACAAGAAAAGAAAGAGGAUCGUGAGAGAGAAGAUCAGCGCUGGCAGGAAUUUAAAGAGAUCGAAGAAAAGCGUUUGAAACAAGAGAAAGAAUGUGAAGAGAAGAGAGUAAACAUGAUGAGUUCUCUUCUAAAUGUAUUGCAAAAAAUUGCAGAAAAAUAAAAUAACAAUAUGUGAAUUCAUUGCAUCUGAUUUGU
Molecule: messenger RNA, 960 nt
Organism: Centruroides sculpturatus (bark scorpion)
Lineage: Eukaryota; Metazoa; Arthropoda; Arachnida; Scorpiones; Buthidae
Product: trihelix transcription factor GTL1-like
Exons: 3
Coding region: 17-925 (302 amino acids)
Source: RefSeq, a predicted model, not a curated record